AUGGACGUUGAUGAUAAUGAAAGUGCAGCACCACCACCGUUCGACAUUUUCAAGUCCUUUCCAAGAUACCAAGCAGAAGCAUUCAGAGACCUACUCCACGUUUCUGAAAAUUCUUUAAGAAUUGAUGCCUCUGAAAUAAACUUCUUGCGAAGCGUUGACCGGUCAGCUGCUAAAACCCUAGACACAACCGGUAAUAAGAUCUUGUCGCUUAUUAAUCGGCUAGUCGCGAAUUCGGGCUUACUACCAGCAACAGUGACUACUGGUGGUCCGCUUCUUGGUAAUGCAGAGGACAUUGAAAAUAAAUUCAGCGACAUUGUCGAGGUUAUUGACUCUGCACUUGAAAAAGCCGACGUUUGUUUGGAUGAGUAUACUGGUCGUGCGAAAGAAAUUGCUGUGCCAAUAACGGCGAGUACACCGGUCGUUGCCCAGUUGAGCACAAAUGCGGACACUCGCAUUUUGUAUGCGAAAAAUAUCUUGAGGCCGCAACUGAGGUUUCUUGAUACAAUUGACAAUUCACGGGCACCUUUUGUGCCGAAAAUUAAAGAAAAGCCAAAUGCCACCAUGCCAUUACAGACUAAUCCUGCUGAUGGAGAUAGCAUGACAAUUGAUAUUAUUGAUGAUUCGUUUGGAUUUCCACAUCCUUAUAAAUAUGAAAUCAAUCAUUUAGAGUAUCCGGCGCACAUGUUCCAAGUUCCCAAUAGUGAUGGUAAUGGACAAUAUAUGUUUGGGCCAAUAGAUACCACCACUCAUAUCUUCAUCAGUAAAGAGGAAGAGUUGACUGCUCUCUGUGCGAAACUGGACACUGUGCAAGGGAUUGCGGUUGAUCUUGAACAUCACGACUAUCGAUCUUUUCAAGGAUUCACUUGUCUAAUUCAGAUAAGCACUCGUGACCAAGAUUAUAUACUUGAUGCUUUUACUCUCAGACAUGCAAUGCAUGCUCUUAAUAGUUCUUUUACUAACCCAAAUAUAGUAAAAGUAUUCCACGGUGCUAGUUCUGAUGUCCAAUGGCUACAAAAGGAUUUCGGGAUUUAUGUAGUCAAUCUCUUCGACACUUUCCAUGCUUCAAAUGUCUUGGCUCUUCCUCAACACUCUUAUGCUUUCCUAGUGAAAAAAUAUUGCGGUAUAGAAAUCGACAAACGAUUUCAAUUGGCAGAUUGGCGAAUGCGACCACUCCCAACAGAAAUGCUCAACUAUGCUCGUGCCGACACUCACUAUUUGCUUUAUAUAUACGAUUGUAUGCGGAAUGAAUUAUUACAAAAAUCGCCUAACCUUUUGCAAGUGACACUAGAUCGCUCUCGUGAGGUGUCCUUGUUGAAAUAUGAGAAAGAAAGACCUGAUCCAGAGACUGGGAAAGGCAACGGCGGAUGGAAGAAUGAUCUCAGCAAAUGUCAUCGGCCUUUCGAUAAUCAACAAGUAGCUGUCUUUAAAGCUCUUCAUGCAUGGCGGGAUACUAGAGCACGCGAAGAGGAUGAAAGUGUUCGCUAUGUACUGCCAAAUAAUAUGCUGUUUGAGCUUGCGCAGCAAAUGCCCAUCGACGCAUCUGGUGUGCUUAGUUGUUGUAAUCCUACUCCAACAUUGGUACGGAUGCACGCGAUUGAUAUAGCAUUACUCAUUGAAAGAACCAAAAAGGAGGCCGAAGUUUCAUCAAAUAAACCGAUGGAAAUAUCAAAGACAUUAAAUAAUAACUCUUCUGAAAUCGUAUCAUUUGAAAAAAAUUUAGGGAACAUUGCAACACAGAUAGUCAAUGAAUUCGAGUUACCUGAAAACGAAGCUGCUCGAAUUUUAGCAAAAACAUCGAAGUUAUUUGGAAAAGGGCUUGAUGAAAUUACGGAAAUCGAUCCUAAUUCGUUUCAAAUUGUGACUAGACUUUUGGAAAGUAUGGGAGUUUCACCUUCAAUUCCGAAAAAUUUAAACAUUGAACAAAAUCAAAUCCAGCAGCAAUCUACUCAUCUGUUUGCUCCGAUGGAAUCACGUAAAAUAAAAGGAAAAGAGCGCGAAGUAGUAGAUGAUUCGUCAGAAAAUAUGAGUGUCGAUCAAAAUCCAAUUCAACAGCCUAUUCAUCUAUUUACUUCUCAGGAAUCACGUAGAACUAAAUUGCCAAAAGGAAAAGAGAAGGAAGCUAAUGUUUUCUCGAGUAACAUUACUCCCUCUAAAGAUGUCGUAGAAAUCGUGGAUAAUGAAGUAGUUUCUGUACCCACGAACCUGGAAAAGAAUGAACAAGCUGCUGAAAUUAAAAAUGAACCAGGCUCCAGUAAACCUGCUUUAAUGCAACAAUAUGACAAUUACAUUUAUACUGGAGAAUCAAUUAGACAGAUGGCCUCCAAAAAGCGAGGUCGAAGUAGAAACAAGGGAAAGAAGAAAGAAUCGAAUGAAGAUUUCGCUGAAUCAUCUAAAAAAUCGUUAUUCCAAUAUGUCAAAAAUGAGCAAGCUCAAAAAAUGGAGGAAAAAUCAAAAAUCAACGCCCAAGAAAAUACACUCUCUGAAUUAAAUAAACACGAAGAUGAUCUAAUAGCUGAUCCAUCAUACGAUCCAGACACAUUCAAUUUCGGACCAAGUGGCAGCUCUCAAGUUAUGGGUAAAAUGAGGAAGCAAAGAAAAGCUGCUCAAGUUGCUCGAAUGAAAAUAUAUAUGAAAUACAAACAUCCACCAUCUCCACUUACUCCCUCAAGAAAAAAGAAAAAAUCAUUAUUCGAUUUUGUAUUACCACAAACGAAAAAUACUCCUGCAAUUCAUGAUGACUCGGGUAACAGUAGCACAACUGUUAAUCCGGAUACGAGUGAUUACAACGACAUCAACAAAGUUUUUCCUCCAAAGCCGCCCAAAAAAGUAAAAAAGAAGUCCAAGGGAGAAUUUUCCAAGGGCGAAAUUUCCAAGAAAGCGAAAAAACGGGUUGCUGAUGCUCGAUUUUGGGCUCAAUUUGAAGCAACAUUUAAUGGUCAAACGACAUUACAACCCCAAGGUCAAACUGGGCAACUACAUACAGAAAUCCCUGUUAACAAUAAUAACAGCGCAUUUUCAUUGAACUCACGGGUUAAACCUGUUAUUAACAACACAUCAACAACCCCUGUUAACAAUAAUAACAACGCAUUUUCAUUGAAUUCACGAAUUAAACCCGUUAUUAACAACACAUCAACAAUCCCUGUUAACAAUAAUAACAGCGCAUUUUCAUUGAACUCCCGAACUACACCUGUUAUUAACAACACAUCAACAACCAGUACAACAAAUAAUGUCAUGAAUCUUCAAUCACCAUUCCUUUUCUAUUCGCCAAAUCCAAAUAUGAACCUCUCAAAUAACAACCGAUUGGGUUUUCCGAUCACAUCUUUUAGUACCGUUGAUCAUACUGCUCUGCCCUCCAAUAUUCCGACCAUGCAGAAUACUAAUUCGGCAACAUCUAGUUCUUCCACCACAUCUGCUACCACCAAUAGGACUGUGCUGUUCCAAUUACAGUCGAAUAAUUUGUUCAACAAUCCCCCACAUCAACCACAAUUACCACCUCCUAGAACUUCUAGCGGACUCCCGUAUAAUCCUGAUAACUUUGGUACUGCAUCUCAGUCAACAAGGUCGAAUAUUUGUCACCCUUCUUCAGCUUUCCUAGGUGGAAAUCGUAGUAUGACAUUCAGUUUUCCACCUCCACCGCCACCAGGUUCACUAAACACAAACAACAACAAUAAUACGGCGAGCGGAAAUAUCCAUAACAACGAUAAUAAUAACUACACUGGCGCAAAUGGAGAACGAUGUAUAAUACAAUGA
Ambispora gerdemannii is the source of this 3750-nucleotide messenger RNA. NCBI's taxonomy places the organism in Eukaryota, Fungi, Glomeromycota, Glomeromycetes, Archaeosporales, Ambisporaceae. The record is from the annotation of a GenBank genome assembly.